This is a messenger RNA of Seriola dumerili (greater amberjack), 1550 nucleotides long. RefSeq names its product granulins-like. Lineage: Eukaryota; Metazoa; Chordata; Actinopteri; Carangiformes; Carangidae. Gene Ontology annotation, cellular component: extracellular region. The transcript is spliced from 7 exons. The record is from RefSeq and is a predicted model, not a curated record. Bases 123 to 1022 code for a protein of 299 amino acids.
GUUCAGUUCAGGGGAAGGGUGAGACACAUGACAGGAAGCUUAUGAAUCACUUCACCAGCUGAAGCUCAGAGGAAGUGUGAGACGCAUGAACGCAAGCUGCUGAAUCACUCCACUGACUGAAGAUGCUGAGGAUCACUCUGUGGCUGUUAAUGGGGGUGUUUGCGUGGGACUUUGCGUCCUCCUCUAUCAUCUGCCCUGACGGGCAUGUCUGCUCUGAUGACUCCACCUGCUGUAUGACUAAGUAUGGAUAUAGCUGCUGUCCAUAUCCAAAAGCUGUGUGCUGCUCUGACCUGGCCCACUGCUGCCCUUCAGGGUUUCGUUGUAACAUGGUCACCCAGAUGUGUGAGAAAGAAAACCAGCCGUGGAUGAACACACCCAUGGCGAAGAAGGAGGCUGCAGAAGAAUCAAACCCUCCUGUUAUACCUGUAUCUCCCCUCAUGGAGAUCAAGAGCAAUCAUGUCCCAGACCAAAAAAAGGUUUCAGUUGUCCACUGUGACAACUAUUACACUUGUCCCAGUGGCACUACCUGCUGCAGACACCCAAAAGGCGCCUGGUUCUGUUGUGGAUACUCUCCUGGCCAGUGCUGCCUGGAUGGCUAUCACUGUUGUCCAUACGGCUACGACUGUGACCUCACUUAUACGCACUGUGUGAGGGAAAGCCUGAGAUAUCCUUUCACCCCCAAACAAGCUCCGUCAUCAGUCCCUGCCUCUCUCAUUUCACCUUCCGAAGACAAAGCCAGCUUUCAGGAGAGACCUAUGACAGCUCUCACAGAGGCCAGUGGCAGUGCCCCCAAGGCUGGAGUCAUUCGCUGUGAUUCAAAGUUUUACUGCUCAGGAGGAACAACUUGCUGCAAGGGACCCACAGGCCAGUGGAACUGCUGCCCCUACCCGCUGGGCCAGUGUUGUUCAGAUGGUAAACACUGCUGCCAGUAUGGAUAUAACUGCGAGCCCUCCUCCUUGUCAUGCAGAAGAUUCUACUCUCAGGUCGCCUCAGGCACACAGGAAGAUGCCAAAACAGACUAAGGACAUUUUAUUAAAGUACACUAUGACAGUUUUGUCAUCAUUUUGGUACAUUAUUUUGGUACAAGUUGCAGAUAAAUUCUAAAAAAUGCUUUGUAAACUCAGUAAAGAAAAUUAAUAGGACUUAAUGGUAUAGGAUAAACUGGACAGAUUUUGAAUUACUCUCAGAAGGUUUAACUGAUCAGUAAUAUGCUCAUAAGAUCGUUCCUCUGUUUUGGAUAAAUGGUACUAUAUAUACGUAUGUCUAUUCUGCUUUGGGUGAAUGGUACUGUAAGUUUGGCUCUCCCAAAUAAUGACAUAACAUUUCCUGUAACAACAUCCACAAUAUUUCCAUCCAAUAUCCACAUUGUCAGAUUAAAUCCAGCAUUCCAGUGGUGUACUAAAUAUGUUAAAGAUGCUUAAUCUGAUGAUUUUUUUAUUUUUACUUUUUGAUACAGCCAAUUGUGAAUUUACUGCCAAUCUUAGAAUAUUUCAAGAUCUUUUUUUGUAAAGCACAAAAUUACAUUUUUAAAUAAAAAAAUAUGAGGGAAA